AGGGGGAGGGAGCCUGCAGUCACCGCCGCCGCCGACGACGAUUCUCCAGAGUGAAGGUGAAGGUGAAGGUGAAGGUGAAGGUGGCGGACGUGAUGUUUCCCUUGUUGCUCCUGCUGCUGUUCGGCCUGCUUCGGCCUUCCGACGCCGAGGGAGUUCCGCUCACUCAGUGGUGCAACCCAUCCGCAGAUGGCACCAUCUACAAAUACCAGGCAAAGCCCCUGAAUGGCAGUCGUGCCAUUAACUUCAGCCACUAUGCAGGAAGGACUGUCCUUUUUGUCAAUGUGGCUACGUACUGAGGUUACACCUCUCAGUACGUGGAGCUGAAUGCACUUCAGGAGGAGAUGAAUAUCCUUGGACUCACCAUACUCAGCUUCCCUUGCAAUCAGUUUGGGAAACAGGAACCUGCGGAAAACCACGAGAUCCUGCCAGGUUUAAAGCAUGUCAGACCCGGCAAUGACUUUGUUCCAAACUUCCUGUUGUUUGAGAAAGGUGAUGUGAAUGGGAAAAACGAGCAAGGGGUUUAUACUUUCCUCAAGAGUUCCUGUCCUCCAGUCUCUGAUAACUUUGGUAACCCCACCAACAGACUGUUCUGGGAUCCGCUGAAAGUCAGUGACAUCAAGUGGAACUUCGAAAAGUUCUUGGUGGGGCCAGAUGGAAAAGCUGUGAUGAGAUGGCACCCGGCUAUCAAGGUUUCCGAGGUGCGAGCUGAUAUUCACGAAUACCUGCUCCGACGUUACACAGAAGAGAUUUUCAACUAGAAAGUCCAAACAGUAGUUUCCAAAUGUAGUCAAGUGUGAAGAGCUGUAGAGCUAGCCGUUUCUCUAAUUUGUGAAAGUAGCAUGUUAAAUGAAGAAGAGGUUUGAAAACAGAAAGUCUGUGGAGCUUCUUUGGAGUCUGAGGAUCAAGGCUAGCUUUUUAGUGCAUUCAAGCUGUCUUUUGAUCCCACAGCAACAUGUUGUUUUCACAAACCGGGAACUGCCGGCAUUUACAGCCUCAACAUCAACUACUUUUAAUAAAUGACAAUGACAACAGCA
This is a messenger RNA of Phycodurus eques (leafy seadragon), 1034 nucleotides long. It is a transcript of the gene gpx3, whose product is annotated as glutathione peroxidase 3. Gene Ontology annotation, molecular function: glutathione peroxidase activity. Gene Ontology annotation, biological process: response to oxidative stress. The transcript has 5 exons. NCBI's taxonomy places the organism in Eukaryota, Metazoa, Chordata, Actinopteri, Syngnathiformes, Syngnathidae. The record is from RefSeq and is a predicted model, not a curated record.